Molecule: messenger RNA, 1034 nt
Organism: Monodelphis domestica (gray short-tailed opossum)
Lineage: Eukaryota; Metazoa; Chordata; Mammalia; Didelphimorphia; Didelphidae
Source: RefSeq, a predicted model, not a curated record
AUGGAGACUGUUCUCUUUGAAAUUCAGGGGAAUGACAAGGUCCUGGGUGGGGAGGAGUGUCCCCCCCACUCCCAGCCAUGGCAGGUGGCUCUCUUCGAAGGGAGACGCUUCAACUGUGGAGCUUCCCUCAUCUCCAGCCAGUGGCUGCUUACUGCUGCCCACUGCUACACCAGCAAGAUGAGGGUCCGGCUAGGGGAGCACAACCUGCGAGUGUGGGACGGGAUGGAGCAGCUGCGAGGAGUGGUCUACGCUUUUCCCCACCCUCGCUACCAAGGUCAUGGCCACCACGAUGACAUCAUGCUCCUCCGCUUGGCCCGACCCGCCAGCCUCUCGGACAGCGUCCAGCCCGUGGCCCUGCCCGUCCGUUGUCCCCGGACCGGGGAGCAGUGCGUCGUCUCAGGUUGGGGCUUGGUGGCCGAAUCCAAUAACAAGACCCAGAGGGGCUUGGUGAAACUUCCAGACACCUUGCAUUGUGCUAACAUCAGCAUCAUAUCUGCUGCUUCCUGCAACAGGGAUUAUCCUGGGCAGGUGACAGACACCAUGGUGUGCGCUGGUGUUGAGGGAGGGGGCACCGACUCCUGCGAGGGUGACUCAGGAGGCCCCCUGGUCUGUGGGGGAACUCUUCAAGGUAUUGUCUCAUGGGGUGAUGUUCCCUGUGACACCACUACCAAACCAGGGGUCUACACCAAAGUAUGCAAAUACUUGACUUGGAUUCGUGACACAAUGAAGAAUAAUUGAGUUGGAAGGACCUUUGCUCUACAAGAAACCCAUUGACAGCCACUCAUACUUCCUUUGUGGAUACAUUGGGAUGGCCCUCUGACAUCUUGCCUAUGGCAAGACAGACACCUAACCUCUUUACCCUCCAGUCCAAAGAACAGGAGAUCAACUAAGACAUAUGCCAUCACUGUAAGAACCUGGAGCUGUCCCCUGAGAUUCUGUCAAAGUAAUCAUAUAAUUGAGACUAUAAUUUAAACCUGUCUGCCUGGCAUUCGUGUGUCUUCCUGUCAAGUCAAUAAGUAAUAAGCACUUAUAUA